This is a messenger RNA of Durio zibethinus, 12069 nucleotides long. Its product is annotated as E3 ubiquitin-protein ligase UPL1-like. Gene Ontology annotation, molecular function: protein binding; ubiquitin protein ligase activity. NCBI's taxonomy places the organism in Eukaryota, Viridiplantae, Streptophyta, Magnoliopsida, Malvales, Malvaceae. Gene Ontology annotation, biological process: protein polyubiquitination; ubiquitin-dependent protein catabolic process. The record is from RefSeq and is a predicted model, not a curated record. Gene Ontology annotation, cellular component: cytoplasm.
UAAAUAUUUAUGACACUUUUUUUUAUAGCUACUCCGGUUAAUAGAAUUCUUCUCAACUUCUUUCUCUUCUUUUCUCUCUUUCUUUGAUCUCAUCAAAAACCCUAAUUUCCUAUCGCAAAAUCCCAACUUUUCCCCCAAAUUCCCUUUUAUUAUCAAUCCCACUUUUUCCUCCAAAUUUUAACGGUGAUAAUUAAGAAAAAAGCCCUAACUUUUUCUUUAAUUUGUAACUUUUUUCAACGCUUCGAUCAAUUCUCGAUUGCCUUGAGAAUUGAUCGAUUCUCAAAAUCGUAAACUUUAAUUCCUGAGAUGUUCUGUUUCUGCUGAAUAUGAAGCUCAAGCGGAGGAGGUGUUUAGAAGUGCCUGCCAAAAUCAGAUACUUCAUCAAUAGCGUCACGUCUGUGCCGCUCGAGAAUAUAGAGGAACCACUAAAAAAUUUCGUUUGGGAGUUUGAUAAGGGAGAUUUUCAUCAUUGGAUUGAGCUUUUUAACCAUUUUGAUACAUUUUUUGAGAAGCAUAUAAAAUCAAGAAAAGAUUUGCAGGUUGAGGAUAAUUUUUUGGGAUCUGAUCCUCCUUUCCCAAGGGAAGCAAUUCUUCAAAUUCUUCGUGUUAUAAGAAUAGUCUUGGAAAACUGCACAAAUAAGCAUUUCUAUAGCUCUUAUGAGCAGCAUCUCUCAUCCUUGCUUGCAUCUACUGAUGCUGAUGUCGUUGAGGCUUGCUUGCAAACUCUAGCUGCUUUCUUCAACAAAACAAGUGGAAAGUACUCUAUCAGAGAUGCAUCUUUGAAUUCCAAGUUAUUUGCUCUUGCACAAGGUUGGGGGGGAAAGGAAGAGGGUCUAGGAUUGAUUACAUGUGCUUUACAGAAUGGGUGUGAUAGAGUUGCUGAUGAUCUAGGUUGUACUCUCCAUUUUGAGUUCUAUGCAUCAAAUGAGUUCUCUGCCUCUGAAAAGUCAACCCGAGGUUUACAAAUUAUUCAUUUACCUAACAUCAACAUGCAUCCAGAGACUGAUUUGGAACUCUUGAAUAAAUUAGUUGCUGAGUAUAAAGUACCAAAUAAUUUAAGAUUUUCUUUAUUGUCAAGAUUGCGAUUUUCAAGGGCUUUUGGCUCUUUUACAUCUCGGCAGCAGUAUACACGCAUUCGCUUGUAUGCCUUCAUUGUUCUUGUUCAGACAAGCAGUGAUGCUGAUGACCUAGUUUCUUUCUUCAAUAACGAGCCUGAGUUUGUCAACGAGUUAGUUACUUUACUGAGCUAUGAAGAUGCAGUUCCUGAGAAGAUUCAAAUUUUAUGUCUGCUUUCUCUGGUUGCUCUUUGUCAAGAUCGGUCCCGCCAGCCAACUGUAUUGACUACUGUCACAUCUAGUGGACACCGAGGCAUCCUAUCCAGCCUCAUGCGGAAAGCCAUUGAUUCUGUUAUUAGCAAUACCUCAAAUUCGUCUGUUGUGUUUGCUGAGGCUCUCUUAUCUCUUGUUACUGCUUUGGUUUCUUCAUCAUCACGUUGCUCAGCCAUGCAUGAAGCAGAGUUUAUCCCUACUCUUCUACCUUUGCUUAAAGAUACUGAUCCUCAGCAUCUGCAUUUGGUUAGUGCAGCUGUCGAUAUUCUGGAAGCCUUCAUGGCCUUCAUGGAUUAUAGUGAUCAUGCAGCUGCAUUGUUUAGAGACAUGGGUGGUUUAGAUGAUACAAUCUCUCGCUUGAAACUUGAAGUUUCUUACGUGGAAAACAGUCCGAAGGAACAAGUAGAAGAUCCUGAUUGUAGUGGGAGGAGUUCACAAGUAGUUGCAGGUGCUUCAACUGAACUUGACAACAUGCAGCCUUUAUAUUCUGAAGCAUUAGUUUCCUAUCAUCGGCGGCUACUCAUGAAAGCUUUGUUACGUGCUAUAUCUCUUGGAACAUAUGUCCCUGGAAACACUGCACGUGUUUAUGGAUCUGAGGAGAGUUUGUUGCCACAAUGCUUGUGUAUCAUAUUUAGACGAGCAAAAGAUUUUGGUGGGGGAGUAUUUGCACUUGCAGCAACUGUUAUGAGUGAUUUAAUUCACAAGGAUCCUACAUGCUUUCCUGUCUUGGAUGCGGCUGGUCUUCCAUCUGCCUUUCUAGAUGCUAUAAUGGAUGGUGUUCUCUGCUCUGCAGAAGCCAUAACAUGCAUACCUCACUGUUUGGAUGCAUUGUGUCUUAAUAUUAAUGGUCUUCGGGCUGUGGAAGAUCGCAAUGCUUUGAGGUGCUUUGUCCAGAUAUUUACUUCUAGAACCUAUUUGCGUUCUCUCACUGGAGAUACUCCUGGCUCCUUGUCAAGUGGCUUGGAUGAACUUAUGCGCCAUGCUUCUUCAUUGCGUGCUCCUGGAGUGGAUAUGGUGAUUGAGAUCUUGAAUGUCAUACUGAAAAUUGGAUCUGGGGUUGACAGUUCUUGUCUUGCUGCUGAAUCUUCUGCCCCUGUUCCCAUGGAAACUGAUGCUGAAGAGAGGAAUUUGAUUCAGCGAGAUGACAGGGAAUCUUCAAGGAUCGAGAGUUCAGAGCAGCUGUCUUCUGAUACUUCUUUGAUGAACAUUGAAUUGUUUCUUCCUGAUUGUAUAAGCAAUGUAGGCCGUCUUCUUGAAAACAUUCUUCAGAAUGCUGAGACAUGCCGUUUUUUUGUUGAAAAGAAGGGGAUUGAUGCUGUCCUACAGUUGUUUACCUUGCCUUUAAUGCCUGUUUCAGCAUCAGCUGGAGAGAGCAUUUCUGUUGCCUUCAAGAACUUUUCGCUUCAGCAUUCUGCAUCUUUGGCUCAGGCAGUUUGUUCAUUCCUGAGGGAACAUCUUAAGUCAACAAAUGAACUGUUAGCUUCUAUUGGAGGAACUCAGCUAGCUGCUGUUGAACCUGGAAAUCAAACUAAGAUUUUGAAAUUUCUUUCUAGUCUUGAAGGUAUAUUGUGUCUUUCCAAUUUUCUUUUGAAGGGAACAACAAGUGUUGUCUCUGAAUUGAGCUCUGCAGAUGCCGAUGUAUUGAAAGAUCUUGGGAGGACAUACAGGGAAAUAAUAUGGCAAAUUUCUUUAUCUAAUGAUUCCGUGGCUGAUGAGAAGCGGAAUGCUGAUCAAGAAAGUGAGAGUACAGAUACAGCUCCGUCAAAUGCUGCUGCUGGAAGAGAAAGUGAUGAUGAUGCCAGUAUCCCAGCUGUGAGGUAUAUGAACCCAGUUUCUAUUAGGAGUGGUUCUCAGUCUUUGGGGAGUGCUGAACGAGAGUAUCUUUCACUUCUUCGGUCACCAGAAUAUUUGCACCGUCGUAGUCGACAUGGUUUGUCCCAUUUAAGGGGUGGAAGGAAUGGCCGACACCUGCAUGCUUUACAUAUUGAUUCUGAAGUUUCUCCCAAUUUACCAGAGAUGUCAUCUCUCCAGGAUUUGAAAGUCAAAAGUCCUCAUCUUCUUGUGAUAGAAAUUCUUAACAAGCUUGCUUCCACAUUACGGUCUUUUUUCACAGCUCUUGUGAAGGGGUUUACCUCACCAAACCGUCGUAGAGCAGAUUUAGGAUCAUUAAGUUUGGCUUCAAAGACCCUUGGUAUGGCCCUGGCUAAAAUAUUUCUUGAGGCACUGAGUUUUUCUGGCUAUUCUUCUUCGGGGCUUGAUACAUCACUUUCAGUCAAGUGCCGGUACCUUGGAAAAGUUGUGGAUGACAUGGGAGCACUGACAUUUGACAGCAGGCGGCGUACAUGUUAUACAGCAAUGGUUAAUAAUUUCUACGUCCAUGGAACCUUUAAGGAGCUACUUACCACCUUUGAAGCUACUAGUCAGUUAUUGUGGACACUACCAUACUCUAUCCCUACACCUGGUAUUGAACAUGAGAAGGCAGGUGAAACAAAUAAAUUUUCACACAGUACAUGGCUGCUUGAUACAUUGCAAUGCUACUGCCGCAUUCUUGAGUAUUUUGUUAAUUCUACGAUACUUCUGUUUGGGAAUUCUGCAUCCCAUACUCAGCUGCUUGUUCAGCCAGUUGCUGCUGGUUUGUCAAUUGGGCUUUUCCCUGUUCCUAGGGAUCCAGAAACCUUUUUGCGUAUGUUGCAAUGUCAGGUGCUGGAUGUGAUUCUACCUAUCUGGAACCAUCCUUUGUUUCCUAAUUGUAGUCCAGGUUUUGUGGCUUCAGUUGUUUCGAUUGUCAUGCAUGUAUACUCGGGUGUUGGAGAUGUGAAACGAAACCGCAGUAGCAUUACAGGAAGUACAAACCAACGUUUCAUGCCACCACCACCACCAGAUGAAGGUACCAUUGCCACCAUUGUUGAGAUGGGUUUUUCAAGGGCUAGGGCAGAGGAAGCACUGAGGCGAGUUGAAACAAAUAGUGUUGAGAUGGCCAUGGAGUGGCUGAUUAAUCAUACUGAAGAUCCUGUGCAAGAGGAUGAUGAACUGGCUCGGGCGCUUGCUUUAUCACUUGGAAAUUCAUCAGAGACAUCCAAAGUUGACAGUGUUGACAAGCCAAUGGAUGUCAUGACAGAAGAAGGGCAGCCUUCAGAACCUCCAAUUCAUGAUAUCCUUAGUGCAUCUGUGAAGUUGUUCCAGAGUAGUGAUAGCAUGGCAUUUUCAUUGACAGACUUGCUUGUAACAUUGUGCAAUCGUAACAAAGGAAAAGAGCGCCCAAGAGUGUUAUCCUUUCUUAUUCAGCAACUGAAGCUGUGUCCGCUGGAUUUUUCAAAGGAUUCUAGUGCAUUGUGUAUGAUUUCUCAUAUUUUAGCACUGCUUCUUUCUGAGGAUGGCAAUACUCGUAAAAUUGCUGCCCAGAAGGGUAUAGUACCUGCUACUAUUGAUAUCCUGAGCGACUUCAAGGCUAAAAAUGAGUUGGGGAAUGAAAUUAUGGCACCAAAAUGCAUCAGUGCUUUACUGUUGGUCUUGGAUAACAUGUUGCAGUCUCAUCCAAUAAUAUUUUCUGAGAUGGUGGAGGGUCAGCAUGUGAAGGAAUCUAUAACUCCAUUUGAGAAAAUAUUGGGUAGAUCUAUUGGCUACUUGAGUAUAGAAGAGAGUCAUAAGUUGCUGCUUGUUGCUUGUGACCUAAUCCAGCAGCAUGUUCCAGCAAUGGUCAUGCAGGCUGUUCUGCAGUUAUGUGCUCGUUUAACAAAAACACAUGCUCUAGCUUUGCAAUUUCUUGAGAAUGGAGGCUUGGUUGCUCUUUUUCGUCUUCCAAGAGCUUGUUUUUUCCCCGGUUAUGAUACUGUUGCAUCUGCCAUUAUCAGACAUCUCCUUGAAGAUCCUCAGACUUUGCAAACUGCUAUGGAAUUGGAGAUUAGACAGAAUUUGAGUGGAAGCAGGCAUGCUGGACGUGUUUCGCCUCGAACAUUUUUAACAUCAAUGGCACCUGUUAUCUGUAGAGAUCCUGUAGUUUUUAUGAAAGCUUCAGCUGCAGUUUGUCAGUUGGAGUUGUCAGGUGGAAGACCCUUUGUAGUUCUAUUGAAGGAAAAAGAGAGAGAGAAGGACAAAUUGAAAGCUUCUGGUGCUGAACUUGGAUUAUCUUCAAAUGAAUCUGUGCGAAUUACCGAGAAUAAGGUAAAUGAUGGAACAGGUAGAUGUUCCAAAGGCCACAAAAGGGUUCCAGCCAAUCUUGCUCAAGUGAUUGAUCAGCUUCUUGAAAUAGUUUUGAAAUGUUCUUCUGCCAAAGGCCAGGACGUUAGUGCGAGUGACUUAACUUCAAUGGAGAUUGAUGAACCUGCAAGCAAGGUGAAGGGUAAAUCGAAGGUUGAAGAAAGAAGCAAAAUGGAGUCUGAAACUGAAAGAUUUGCAGGGCUUGCUAAGGUGAUUUUUGUCCUUAAGUUAUUGAGUGAUAUUCUUUUAAUGUAUGUACAUGCUGUAGGGGUCAUAUUGAAAAGGGAUUCAGAAAUGGGUCAACUUCGUGUGUCUAAUGAAGCAGAUGCAUCUGGAACCCCUGGCAUUCUUCCUCAUAUUUUACAUAGGUUGCUUCCACUAUCUGUUGAUAAAUCUGCAGGACCUGAUGAAUUGAGGGACAAGUUGUCUGAAAAAGCUUCAUGGUUUCUGGUGGUUCUAUGUGGUCGUUCCAGUGAAGGCCGUAAAAGGGUGAUUAAUGAACUUGUGAAAGCAUUAUCUUCUUUCUCAAAUUUGGAAAGAAAUUCAAUGAAGGGCUCCCUGGUGCCUGAUAAAAGGGUUUUUGCUUUUGCUGAUUUGGCCUAUUCAAUUUUGUCAAAGAACUCAUCCUCAAGCAACUUACCUGGUACAGGCUGCUCGCCUGAUAUAGCAAAAAGCAUGAUUGAGGGAGGAGUGGUUCAGUGUCUAACCAACAUUCUUGAAGUGAUUGAUUUGGAUCAUCCUGAUGCACCCAAAACUGUAAAUCUGAUACUCAAGGCUUUGGAAAGCCUGACUAGGGCUGCUAAUGCAAAUGAGCAGGUUUUCAAGUCUGAAAGGUCCAACAAGAAGAAGUCAUUGUCUUCAAAUGGAAGACAUGCUGAUCAGAUAACUGUAUCUACUGCUGAGGCCAUAGAGCACAAUCAGAAUGGGGGUGGUCAACAAGUAGUUGUAGAUUUGGAGGAUACUGCUCAACAGCAACAUCAAGGAACUUCACAAAUUGAAGGCGAUCACAAUGCAAAUCCAAAUGAUUCUAUUGAACAAGAUAUGAGAGUUGAAGUGGAGGAGACAGCAGCUAGCAACAGACCCACAGAACUUGGGAUGGAUUUCAUGCGUGAAGAAAUGGAUGAAGGUGUAUUACACAAUACUGACCAAAUUGAGAUGACAUUCCAAGUGGAGAAUAGGGUGGAUGAUGAUAUGGGCGAUGAGGAUGAUGACAUGGCAGAUGAUGGGGAGGAUGAUGAGGAUGAUGACGAGGGGGAGGAUGAGGAUGAGGAUAUAGCAGAAGAUGGUGCUGGGAUGAUGUCUCUAGCUGAUACUGAUGUGGAGGACCAUGAUGAUACUGGUUUGGGAGAUGACUAUAAUGAUGACAUGAUGGAUGAAGAAGAUGAUGACUUUCAUGAGGUAAGGUGGAGGAGGGAAGUCCUUGAUGAGCCUUUUCAAGGUGUGAAUGUCGAUGAUCUCUUUGGUCUUCGUAGGCCUGUAGGUUUUGAACACAGGCGAUCUAAUGGUAGGUCUUCCUUUGAGCCUUCUGUUACGGAAGUAAAUAGCUUUCAACAUCCUCUUCUGUUAAGACCACAGCAGUCAGGGGACUUGAGCUCAAUGUGGUCAUCAGGUGUAAAUUCAUCCAGGGAUUUGGAAGCUCUCUCAUCUGGGAGUUUUGAUGUUACUCAUUUCUACAUGUUUGAUGCUCCUGUUCUGGCAUAUGAUCAUGCACCAAGUAGUCUGUUUGGUGAUCGAUUGGGUAGUGCAGCACCGCCGCCUUUAGCUGAUUAUUCUGUAGGCAUGGACUCAUUGCAUUUGCUAGGGAGAAGGGGGCCUGGUGAUGGGCGGUGGACUGAUGACGGCCAGCCACAAGCAAGCGCUCAAGCUGCAGCAAUUGCACAGGCAGUAGAGGAACUGUUUUUAUCUCAUUUACACAGUACUGCUCCAGCCAACAAUUUGGCGGAAAGGCAAUCGCAAAAUUCUGGAAUCCAGGAGACACAACCAUCAGAUGCUCUUCCAUCAAAUGAUGGCAAACCUGCGGUAGAGGGAGACAAUGCCAGCAGUCAGCAGAGUGAAGAUCAGCAGCAAGAAAAUGGCAAUGAAAUUUCACAUGAACUUAAUCCUACAAUUGAAAGUGUUUCGUGCUAUGAGCAGCUCAAUCCUCUGCCAAUCAUUGGUGAUGCGGCUGAAUCUGUUCAGGGGCAUGAAGGGAUAUUAACUCAGCCACUGUCUUUGAACGGUGCACCAAAUGAGUAUGAUAGCAUGGAAAUUGGGCAAGGGAAUGUCACUGCUGCUGAUCAAGUAGAGCAAAUUUCUGAUAUGGUUAACUUGCCUGAGGGGGAUUCUGGUGUGCCUGGAAGCCUCUCGAUUCUGGCAUUGGGUGCUGACGGAUUGCCUGGAGCAGACGGUCAGGCAGGUAAUAAUGUUUUGGCUGAUUCUGGUUUGGAGAUGCUUAACCCUGGUGAUUCUAAUGUGUCAUUAUUUCUUGAAAGUGUUGAUGUUGACAUGAAUACAACUAAUGCCGAAGGGAACCAAAAUGGACAAUCCAUUCCUUCUUCUGAAAUUGGUGCAGAGGAGCCAGCUUCUCGGCAAAACAACCUAGAUGCUCAGGAUGCUAGUCAGGCUGACCAAACUAGUGUCAAUAAUGAGGCUUCUGGAGCUAAUGCCAUUGAUCCUACCUUUUUGGAGGCGCUACCUGCAGAUCUACGGGCAGAAGUUUUGGCUUCCCAACAAGCUCAACCUGUUCAACCUCCAACUUAUGUGCCACCUUCAGCAGAUGAUAUUGAUCCUGAGUUCUUAGCUGCUCUUCCACCAGACAUUCAAGCAGAAGUGUUAGCACAGCAAAGAGCACAGAGAGUUGCACAGCAAGCUGAGGGUCAACCUGUGGACAUGGAUAACGCUUCGAUCAUUGCCACUUUCCCUGCUGAUUUGCGUGAAGAGGUGCUUUUGACUUCUUCAGAAGCAGUUUUGUCAGCAUUACCUUCUCCAUUACUUGCUGAAGCUCAAAUGCUUAGGGACAGAGCAAUGAGUCAUUACCAGGCACGUAGUCUUUUUGGAGGUAGCCACAGGCUAAAUAAUCGGAGGAAUGGUUUGGGUUUGGAUAGGCAAACAGUGAUGGACAGGGGUGUUGGAGUUACACCAGGUCGAAGGUCGGGCUCUACCAUUUCUGAUAGCUUAAAAGUUAAGGAAAUUGAAGGGGAGCCUCUUCUGAAUGCAAAUUCUUUGAAAGCUUUGAUUCGCCUUCUACGGCUAGCACAGCCCCUUGGGAAAGGUCUUCUGCAGAGGCUUCUGUUAAAUCUUUGUGCACAUAGUGUUACGAGGGCCACUUUGGUAAAGCUCUUGCUUGAUAUGAUUCAAUCUGAAACUGAAGGCUCAAGCAAUGGUUUGUCAACAAUUAAUUCCCAAAGGCUUUAUGGUUGCCAGUCAAAUGUUGUUUAUGGUCGAUCACAGUUGUUUGACGGUCUUCCACCUCUUGUACUACGCCGUGUUCUUGAGAUGUUGACUUAUUUGGCUACAAAUCAUUCCACUGUUGCAAAUAUGUUGUUCCACUAUGAUCCUUCAAUUCUUUCUGAGCCUUUGAUUCCAGAAAACUCAGAAACCAAGAAAGAUAAAGGCAAGGAGAAAAUUAUGGAUGGAGUUUUAUCAAAACCCUUGGGUAACUCUCAGGAAGUGGAUGUUCCUUUAAUAUUAUUUCUUAAGCUCUUGAAUCUGCCGCUGGUUUUGCGCAGCACUGCCCAUCUCGAGCAGGUUGUUGGCUUGCUUGAAGUAGUUGCCUAUAUAGCAGCAUCAAAAUUAGUGAGCCAGUCACUCUCUGAUUUGGCAGUUGACAAUUCAAAUUCCCAGAACCUGCUCACCAAUGAAGCUUCUGGUGAUGCUCAUAAGGAUCCUCCUUUGUCAGAACUGGAGUCCAAUCAAGAGGAUAGAUGUACCAAUGCUGAAUCCUCUGCAUCCAAUAGCCAUAGAAAUGUGGAUUUGUAUAAUAUUUUCUUGCAGCUGCCAGAGUCUGAUUUACACAAUUUGUGCAGUCUUCUUGGUCGUGAGGGGCUGUCAGAUAAAGUUUAUAUGUCAGCUGGUGAGGUGCUGAAGAAGUUGGCCUCAGUUGCUAUGACCCAUCGCAAGUUCUUUACAUCAGAGCUUUCAGAAUUAGCUCACGGAUUGAGUAGUUUGGCUGUCAAUGAGCUUGUAACUCUGAGGAAUACACAGAUGCUGGGUCUGAGUGCAGGUUCCAUGGCUGGAUCUGCUAUUCUACGUGUGCUACAAGUGCUUAGUUCACUCACUUCAACUGUUGGUGAUGAUACACUACAGGAUGGUGAUGGUGAACAGGAAGAGCAAGCGACCAUUUUGAAACUAAAUGCAUCAUUAGAGCCAUUGUGGGAAGAAUUGAGUAAUUGUAUUGGCAUGACUGAAGCACAGCUGGCUCAGAGCUCUCUUUGUUCAGCUUUGUCUAAUGUAAAUGUUGGGGACAAUGUACAGGGAACAUCCUCAUCGUUACCACUUCCACCUGGGACUCAGAGACUCCUUCCUUUCAUUGAGGCUUUCUUUGUUUUGUGUGAAAAGCUACAUGCAAAUCAUUCUAUCAUACAGCAAGAUCAUGUAAAUGUAACUGCACAAGAAGUAAAGGAGUCUGCUGAGUGUUCUGCUUUGAUAUCCACUAAGUGCAGUGGAGAUUCUCAGAAGAAGCUUGAUGGUUCUGUCACAUUUGCAAGGUUUGCUGAGAAGCAUCGCAGACUUCUGAAUGCUUUUGUUAGGCAGAAUCCUGGCUUGUUAGAAAAAUCACUUUCGAUGUUGCUGAAAGUUCCAAGAUUGAUUGACUUUGAUAACAAGAGAGCAUAUUUCCGUUCAAGAAUAAGGCAACAGCACGAACAGCACCUCACUGGUCCACUGCGGAUAAGUGUGCGGCGGGCAUAUGUUUUGGAAGACUCUUACAAUCAGUUACGAAUGCGACCUACUCAGGAUCUCAAGGGUCGUUUGAACGUGCAAUUUCAAGGUGAAGAGGGUAUUGAUGCUGGUGGUCUAACAAGAGAAUGGUAUCAGUUACUGUCAAGGGUUAUUUUUGACAAAGGAGCAUUGCUUUUUACUACUGUGGGGAACAAUGCAACUUUCCAGCCAAAUCCCAAUUCUGUUUACCAGACUGAGCAUCUUUCUUACUUCAAAUUUGUCGGCCGUGUGGUAGCAAAAGCACUUUUUGAUGGUCAACUUUUGGAUGUUUAUUUUACUCGAUCCUUUUACAAGCACAUACUUGGUGUUAAGGUGACCUACCAUGAUAUUGAGGCAGUUGACCCUGAUUAUUACAAGAAUCUGAAGUGGAUGCUGGAGAAUGAUGUGAGUGACAUACCUGACCUAACUUUUAGCAUGGAUGCUGAUGAAGAAAAGCACAUACUUUAUGAAAAAACUGAGGUUACUGAUUAUGAGCUUAAACCUGGAGGAAGAAACAUCAGAGUUACUGAAGAAACAAAACAUGAGUAUGUAGACCUUGUUGCUGAUCAUAUCUUGACAAAUGCUAUUCGUCCUCAAAUCAAUUCCUUCCUCGAGGGAUUUAACGAAUUGGUCCCACGGGAACUUAUUUCAAUUUUUAAUGAUAAAGAGCUUGAGUUACUAAUCAGUGGACUCCCUGAAAUUGAUUUGGAUGAUCUUAAGGCCAAUACCGAGUAUACCGGCUAUACAGCUGCAUCUCAUUUUAUUCAAUGGUUUUGGGAAGUUGUUAAAGCUUUUAACAAAGAGGACAUGGCAAGACUGCUGCAGUUUGUCACUGGAACAUCAAAGGUGCCAUUGGAGGGUUUUAAGGCAUUGCAGGGCAUCUCUGGUCCACAAAGGUUUCAGAUUCACAAGGCAUAUGGAGCUCCUGAGCGGCUGCCUUCUGCACAUACAUGCUUUAAUCAGCUAGAUCUUCCCGAGUAUUCCUCCAAGGAACAGCUUCAGCAACGUUUGCUGCUUGCUAUCCACGAAGCUAGUGAGGGUUUUGGCUUUGGUUGAACAAAGUUUGCAUUACAAUGUCAUUGUCCCAGCAACACCUGCAAUCCAUCUACAGAUCUACAGUUUAUAUAAGCUGAUGGAUUUGGCCAAUGCAAGGAAAAGGUACUAAUCUUAAAAAGUGUCAGAAAUUGGAUUUCAGAUGCCCCAAAAGAAUGCAUAGAAUUGGAGAGUGAUGGUGCUUAUGCCUUUAGUUUUGAUUACUGGCGGGCUUCUCAACAGCAACAAUGCAGAGGAAAAUGAUAUUCUUUUUAUCAAGUGAUUGAGGGAGCACUCCAAAGAUGGUUCUAUUGUUUAUAUAAGUUUUGUUUUUCUUUCUAAUUCCUGGAAAAUGCUCACAUGGCUAAUUUUCUUUUUGGAUUAGCCUAUGCCCUCAUACUUUAUUGCUUAGUUCAUACAAUAAGUUAGUGAUUGUUUAUAUUAAAUCAUCCCACAUUGUCUUUUCUGUGUCCUUAAAUUUCAAGGGCUUUUUUUUUUUUUUUUUUUUUUUUUUUUUUAAUUUUAUGCUCUUAGAAAUCAAGCUAGAAAGCUCCAUAUCUUUUACUCAAUUGCCAGGAAGUCAUAUAUAACAAUGAGCAUAGUUCUUUUCCUUGUA